AUGGCAUCCUCACCAGCACAGCAGCAGCCUCUCCCGCCGGUGCGUCGGGUAGUCACGAGCCACAACGCAGAAGGCAAAGCAACGAUCCUCUUCGACAGCGUCGUCAAUGGGAUCCAAGCACCACAUGGCCCAUGGCUGACACCGAUCUGGAACAGCGACGAUGUGCCACCAGACGUGAACGUGACGGUGGACAGAAGUCCCGUCAAGACAGGAAUCGUCAACAGUGGUACUGUGCUGCGCUACGUCGACUUCCCUCCUCGCUCAAAGGGCUCCGUCCACCGAACCAUCAGCUUGGACUACGUCCUGGUCCUCAACGGACAGUGCGUCCUCACGCUCGACGACGGCUCGCGGACGCCGAUGAAACAAGGAGACAUUUGCAUCCAGCAGGCGACGAUGCAUAGCUGGGACAACGAGAGCGACGAGUGGUGCCGCCUCUUGUGCGUCCUCAUUCACUCGAAGCCACCAGUCGUCAACGGCAAAGCUUUGGGGUCCAACACGCACAUGUAA
Messenger RNA from Exophiala spinifera, 507 nucleotides. RefSeq lists its product as uncharacterized. The transcript has a single exon. NCBI's taxonomy places the organism in Eukaryota, Fungi, Ascomycota, Eurotiomycetes, Chaetothyriales, Herpotrichiellaceae. Bases 1 to 507 code for a protein of 168 amino acids. The record is from RefSeq and is a predicted model, not a curated record.